UUUGCUUUCAACACUCUACAUUGUUGAUCUAUUGAUUUCAUAUAAAAUACAUUUUUGCGCGUUACACCCAUCGUAUCGUAAAAAGUAAACUAGGAACGUACAACAUCGAACCGAUAUAGCCACUAGCCAACUAUCCCAUAUUUUUCGAUGUAGAAAACGUAACAAUUGAUUAGACCAGAACCAGGAGAUUCUAAUUUCUAACACAUAUCCUCCUACUAGCCACAAACAGAUUCCACGGUGAUCCGAGUAGCAACUGGGAAGGAAGAAACACAUCUCAAAAAACCAUUGCACAUCCCCCACGGUUUCCCCUCUGUAUCUCGCCUGUCCGUAGCUGUACCGAUCCGGCCGGUGGCGCCGUUGCAAAAAUAAAUCCACGGAAACCGACGAACACACUUUGCCUCUGCGCUCACCUGGAACGGCAACGCCCAAAGGCCGGACUUGUUUUUGCGUUGCCGCGCGCUUCCGCGAACCGGGAGACCCUCACCUCCUCGGUCGGUCGCCGCCAGAUCGAAAAACAUUUCGAGAUUUUACUACCUUUACCCAGCUUAUAUAUACGCGCCUUUACCCCGCCUCACACCUUAGCCCUAUCUAGUGACACCCAUAAAAACCAGUGUGUGUGAUUAGUACCGUACCGGCAGUCUAGUGAGAUCGGGUACCACGAGAUAUACUUCUUCUUGUCGCGCUGCUUACCGUUGAUGCGCUUAGCCGCCGCCUGCCAUGGCCUCCGCCGUCGCGAGUAACUUGCCUGCAGCUGCGCCCGCGGCUGUCAUGCCGUUCGGUGGAUGGCAUGGUCCGCGUGUCUCGUUCAGCCGCGACGCCGCCGGGGCUGAGGAGGCUGCCGCGGUGGUCGUGUGUUCUUCGCCCCUGGCCGCCGCGGCGGCGGUGGCGACGACGACGACGCCGGAGCCGGCGAUAUCCAAGGACUUCAUCGACUUCGAGUUCAGCCUCGGGGGCUCCGCCACCAUGCUCCCGGCGGACGAGCUCUUUGCCGACGGGAAGCUGCUCCCGCUUCGGAAGGCGGCGGCUGUGCCGGAGAUGGAUGCGGCGGCGCCACGGCCGCCGCAGCCUGAGGCAAUGCCGGCGCCUUCGGAGCCGAUGAAGCCACUACGGGCGGCUACCGCCGCGGUUGACGCCGCCGACCCGUACGUUUUCUCUCCUAAGGCGCCCAGCUGCUCGAGCCGGUGGCGGGAGUUGCUCGGGCUGAAGAGAGCGGCAGCGCAGAGCCCGAAGCCAUCGCCGUCGUCUGCGCCCGCGAGAACCCCCGGGAGAGCGAUGAACUCGACGGCGGCGAGGUCGCUGAAGCUGCUGCUCCAACGGAACAACGGCCGCUCGUCCGGGGCCUCCGCGUCGGAGCUCGCCUCUGCGCCGCUCCUCCGCGACAGCUCCGACUCGGAGGCGUCUCUCUCCCUCGCCUCCUCCCGCUUCUCCCUCUCGUCGUCGUCGUCUUCCUCCGGCCACGACCACGACGACAUCCCGCGCCUCUCCCUCGACUCCGCCGCUGACCCCAACCCGCCCCGCAUCCGCCUCGUCCGUUCCUCCCACCGCCACUCCACCUCCUCAUCCUCCUCAUCCCGCGCCGGCCGAAGCCCCGCGCGCCGCCGCCCCUCCCCGCCGCCGCCGCCGCGCUGCCUCUCCGUCGACUCCCCGCGCAUGAACUCCUCCGGCAAGAUCGUGUUCCAGGGCCUGGAGCGCAGCUCCAGCUCACCGUGCACCCUCCACGCCGCGGCGAAGCCACGCUCCCGCGCCGUCGACCGGUCAUACUCCUCCGGCGUCCGCGUGGCGCCGGUGGUGCUGAACGUGCCGGUGUGCUCGCGGCCGGUGUUCGGGUUCUUCAAGGACAAGAAGGACGCGGCGGCGAAGGACGCCAUGGCGGCGAGGACGAGGUCGUCGCUGGGGCGGAAGACGACGGCGGCGCCGCAAGGGUGGAGCGGCGAGCUGGGGAGAUCUUGUGGGUAAUUUGACUCUUGUUUGACCGGUUAGUUGCUGUUGGGAUUUGUCUUGUUUGCUGCUGCCGGUAUGAUGAGUGCACGGAAAGGGAAAGGGGGAGGCCAUGAUGAGAUGAUAGUUUGGUUUUAACUGAUUUUGUUUGUUCUUUGGAGACGCCUCAUGGAAGGUCUAAUCAAUUGACUGUUCUUUUUUUCUUCUUUCUUUCUUUCUCUUAGAACUGUAUAUUCCGAAUUUUGUUUCUGUCUCGCACCAUCAAAGUUGAUCUUCUUUCUUCUUUUAAUUGUCUCUCAUCUAUACCAGGAGUAAACACUGUCGAAAUGGUGUUGGUGGAAA
Oryza sativa Japonica Group (Japanese rice) is the source of this 2280-nucleotide messenger RNA. Its product is annotated as endochitinase A. NCBI's taxonomy places the organism in Eukaryota, Viridiplantae, Streptophyta, Magnoliopsida, Poales, Poaceae. The record is from RefSeq and is a predicted model, not a curated record.